CAGUCAGUCUGAGUGGUCGCGCGUUGAGCUCGCAGCUUUUACAGCCCACUUCCUGAGGCCGGAGAGAGAGAGCGAGUGAGAGAGAGAGAGCGAGAGAGAGAGAGAGCGGACGGAGGGAAGAAGGAGGAAGAGGCGAACGAGCACGCGAGCAACGAGCAUGAGGAGAAGCGCCGGGACCCCGUGAAGGAGAGACCGCCGAGCCAGGUGCCGUCCGCAGUGUGUGUCAGGAAGGAGAUGGCAUGAGAGCGGCCGGCCUGUGAUCCACUUGAGAGGCAGUCGUUAGCCAGCAGCGAGGCACACGAGGGAGCAGAUCACGAGCUGACAACACCAUCGCUGUCCUCCGCGCUCGUCCACCGGGAUGGAACCCAAAGGAGUGGCAUCAUCCUCGUCGUCUCUGUGAGCAGAGGCCAGGGGCAGAAGACAUGUUGGGACAGACAGCUUCAGCCCUGGACAGCACGCACAACCAUGAAUCCGGUCUGGAUGGCUUUGGCUUGUUUGGUUACCCUCUCCAUGGUUACCAGGGAAAUCGCUGGGAACGCCGCUGACGGGAAGACCAAGUCACAAGAGGAGUUCCUCUCCAGCUUGGACCACUACGAGAUUACCAUCCCUGUCCGACUGGACUCCCAGGGCGACGUCCUGAGCCAAGCGGCUCGACUCAGGAGGGGCCGACGGCAGCGGCGCAGCUUGGGACCUGAGCGGCAGCUCUUUUAUCGCGUCUCCACUCCUCAAACUCACUUCCUGCUCAACUUGACCCUCCACUCCCGCCUGCUCUCAAGCCAGUUCCGCGUGGAGUUCUGGCGGAGGGGCCGCCUGGCCUGGAGUCACCGUUACUCAGCUCAGUGCCUCUACACCGGCCACUUGUACAAUCAGCAGACCAGCAGCAAGGUGGCCCUGAGUAACUGCAAUGGGCUGGGGGUGAUCGUCUCUGGCGCGGAGGAGUACUUCAUCGAGCCUCUGAACUCGGCCGAGAACCUCACCAACGUCCAGGAGCGAGAACAGCGCCCCCAUGUGGUGUACAAGAGAUCCUCCCUCAGACACCAGUACAUGGAGCCAUCAUGCGGAGUCCUGGAUGACAAAGCUGGGAAGGGACGUCCCUGGUGGAUGAGGAACUUCAAGCCUUCUGCCAUCAGCCCUUCAGGGAACCAGAUGCCACGCGCACAGCUGCCCUUCAAGCGCUCCGUCAGCACAGAGCGGAAUGUGGAGACUUUGGUGGUGGCAGACAAGAUGAUGGUGGGCUACCAUGGCCGUAGGGACAUCGAGCAGUACGUCCUCGCUGUCAUGAAUAUUGUUGCUAAACUUUUUCAGGAUUCUAGCCUGGGGAACGCAGUGAACAUCGUGGUGUCCAGACUUGUCCUGCUGACUGAAGAUCAGCCAACCUUGGAGAUCAAUCACCACGCUGGCAAAUCGCUGGACAGCUUCUGUAAAUGGCAAAAAUCCAUCCUCAACCGCAAUGGCAACGGGAACACCAUCCCAGAGAACGGAAUCGCUCACCACGAUACGGCUGUGCUCAUCACCAGGUAUGACAUCUGCAUCUACAAGAACAAGCCCUGUGGGACUCUAGGCCUGGCACCAGUCGGAGGGAUGUGUGAGCCAGAGAGGAGCUGCAGCAUCAAUGAGGACAUCGGGCUGGCCACAGCUUUUACCAUUGCUCAUGAGAUCGGGCACACGUUUGGGAUGAACCAUGAUGGCGUAGGCAAUGCCUGUGGCUCCAGAGGCCAGGAGACUGCCAAGCUGAUGGCGGCACACAUCACCAUGAAGACCAACCCCUUUGUGUGGUCAGCCUGCAGCCGGGACUACAUCACCACCUUCCUUGACUCAGGGAUGGGCAGCUGCUUGAAUAACGAGCUUCCGAGGCAGGAGUUUUUCUACCCGACUAUGGCGCCCGGUCAGGUGUAUGACGCAGACGAACAGUGCCGCUUCCAGUACGGAGUCAAAUCCCGCCAGUGUAAAUAUGGGGAAGUCUGCAGUGAACUCUGGUGCAUCAGUAAGAGUAACCGCUGCAUCACCAGCAGCAUCCCAGCUGCAGAGGGCACCAUCUGCCAGACUAACACCAUCGACAAGGGAUGGUGCUACAAGAGGGAAUGUGUCCCCUUCGGAACACGGCCGGAAGGCGUGGAUGGAGGGUGGAGCCUCUGGUCACCAUGGGGAGAAUGCAGCCGCACGUGUGGAGGAGGCGUGUCAUCAUCGACCCGACACUGUGACAGCCCCAGGCCAACCAUUGGAGGGAAGUACUGUCUGGGAGAAAGGAAGCGAUUUCGAUCUUGCAACAUUGAUGAGUGUCCAGCAGGAUCCCUCGACUUCAGAGAAGUGCAAUGUGCCGACUUUGACAGUGUGCCUUUCCGGGGAAAAUACUACAAAUGGAAGCCAUACCGGGGUGGUGGAGUGAAGUCUUGCUCCCUGAACUGCCUGGCAGAGGGUUUCAAUUUUUACACUGAGCGAGCCCCAGCUGUAACUGAUGGCACACCGUGCCGUGAAGAUUCCCCGGAUAUCUGUGUCAACGGAGAAUGUAAGCAUGUAGGAUGUGACCGAAUCCUUGGCUCUGAUGUCCGGGAGGACAAGUGUCGGGUGUGCGGCGGAGAUGGGGGCACCUGUGAAGUCUUUGAUGGGAUCUUCAAUGACUCGCUUCCAGAAGGAGGUUAUGAGGAAGUCAUCAGGAUUCCAAAGGGGUCCGUGCACAUCGUCAUCCAGGAGCUCAAUGUCUCUCUUAACUACUUGGUGCUAAAAAGUGACAGGGACGAGUACUUCAUCAACGGGAAGCUGACCAUAGACACUCCCCGCACGUUUGACAUCGCCGGGACCACCUUCCACUAUCAGCGGCCUGUGGAUGAACCGGAAACACUUGAAGCACUGGGUCCCACCAAUGUCACCCUCAUUGUCAUGGUGCUAGUGCGGGAGGAGAACCAAGGCAUUCGCUACCAGUUCAACCCUCCUGUGUCCAACGCCUCGGAGAGCGCUUACUCUUGGCAGUACGCUGCUUGGAGCAGAUGUUCUGCCGUUUGUGCCGGAGAACCACAAUUGGGAUUUGAAACCAGAAAGGAGCUGCUGAUGGGUGACGUCUUGUCACCAGGGGGCUUGAAGUAUCGCAUGUUGUCACAGGAAGUCCUGCAGCAGCCCACCAAAGGUCUUCGCAUGUGGUGGAGCAAAAACGGUCGUCACUUAGGAGAAACCCUGACCGAGAUGAAGAGAAAGGCGCCCGGGCACAUCGUACAGGACACCCCGUUAGACUGGCACGGGGGCCGGCAGGGCAUUCUGGGUGCCCACGUGACAUCAAUAAUGCACACCCAAGAGGAUGAGGAUGAUGUAAUCGGGACUGCUCACCCGGGGUCUUCAUCCUACAACACUCCGCUGACCUCCACUCUCAGCCCCCCUCUGGUCUCCUUUCGGCCUCUGCGUUCGUGUGGGCGUCGAGAUGGAGGACGGGCUGCCCGGCGCGCUUUUGUCAGAAGAAACCUCCGGGCAUCUUCUGCACUCCUAAAAACGGUCCUUUAA
This is a messenger RNA of Polypterus senegalus (gray bichir), 3489 nucleotides long. RefSeq names its product A disintegrin and metalloproteinase with thrombospondin motifs 10-like. Bases 466 to 3489 code for a protein of 1007 amino acids. The transcript is spliced from 22 exons. NCBI's taxonomy places the organism in Eukaryota, Metazoa, Chordata, Cladistia, Polypteriformes, Polypteridae. Gene Ontology annotation, cellular component: extracellular matrix. Gene Ontology annotation, molecular function: metalloendopeptidase activity. Gene Ontology annotation, biological process: proteolysis; extracellular matrix organization. The record is from RefSeq and is a predicted model, not a curated record.